This is a messenger RNA of Episyrphus balteatus (marmalade hoverfly), 2290 nucleotides long. RefSeq names its product amyloid protein-binding protein 2 (gene Pat1). The transcript is spliced from 7 exons. Gene Ontology annotation, molecular function: protein binding. NCBI's taxonomy places the organism in Eukaryota, Metazoa, Arthropoda, Insecta, Diptera, Syrphidae. Gene Ontology annotation, biological process: intracellular protein transport. The record is from RefSeq and is a predicted model, not a curated record. Bases 365 to 2203 code for a protein of 612 amino acids.
AUAGCAGACAAAAAUCAAAAAAGCCAGAGAAGCCACUCACUGAAACGACGGACGAAAAAAUAAAAUAUCACCUCGUUUCCUCAGCAAAACUCGAAAAAAAAACAGUCGACAAAAUAAACGGUUGACGGCGACUACGACGAGACAUAAAUUAACAAAAAAAAAAAUCCCCCAAAAACAAAACAAAUAAACAAUUAUUUAACAUAAAACGGAAGUUUUUUCUCAAAAUAAAUUAAACAGAAAAUUCACCAAAAAAAAAAAAUCAACUGCGAACCUUGUUUGACCUUUGAAGAAAACAAAAAUAAAAAAAAAAUAGAAAAAGAUUCGAUAAAAUAAAAAAAAAAUACAUAUUUUAAUCGAAAAAAUAAUGGCGGAGGAAGUUUUGGUGAAAAAUCCAUCGUCCCUUUACAAAAAAUGUUUAAUUUGCUAUGUGACCAAUUUGAAUUACAACGUGACGACAAUGGAUCGCGUCCAACAGCUUCGCUUUCUGCCUGCAGUUGUUCUUAAAGAUAUUUAUGCCAAGAUGUCACGAAUAGAAAAACUUAAAAGUAUGCUCUUCGAACAACUAUCCGAUCUAGAAAUAUUCUCUCGACUUCUCAACUUUGAUCCAUCACGACAAAAACUGUUCAAAUGCCUAACAUCUUUAAUGAGCAGCAACAAGCCUCUAGCUACUCAUUUACAAAACAAAUACAUCAUGAGAUAUCGACUAGCCCCAAAAAUGGUCGACAAGACAUCAUCAUUUGAAAUGAUAUCGAAAACUUCACAUCAAACAUUUGCCGAAGACUUUGACAUGGAUGCGAUAGGAUUUGGCAUGCGAUUGGGAUCGUUUUUUUCCGAAGCCGGUCUAUUGUCAGAGUCUAUUAAUAUUUUGUCAUGUGUUGCUAGUAGAUUGGAACAAAUGUCGGAUGAUGAUACAACAACUUUAGUUCGAUUAGAUUGUUUACAAAGACUCUUACAUUCGGAAGCGGCCUUAUGCAGUUUUAAAUCAGCUGAACACACAUUCAAACAAAUUACGAGUAUUCUCAAAAAGGUUCCCAAUGAAAAGAUACCCACUGGUCUUCUAGCAAAUGUCUACACACAAUUCUCAUCUAUGUACUUUGCAAGAAGCGAAUUCGACAGCAGCCACAAAUGGAGUGUUGUUGCUAUGGAAAAGCUAACGUCUAGCACGGCCGAUAAAAUUGCAAUUGAUGUAUUGCGACAGGCGGCGAAAUCGUGUGUGGUUAAGCGUGACUUCAAUCGGGCGAAUAUGUUGAUAUGCCAAGCCACUCGCAGAGCAAGAACUGUUUUCGGCAAAUAUCACCAAAAAUAUGCGGAUACUCUCUUAGACUAUGGAUUUUUCUUAUUAAAUGUUGAUUCUAUCAACCAAAGUGUUAACGUCUACAAAGAUGCACUCGAAAUAAAGCGUCAAAUAUUCGGAAAUCGAAACUAUCAUGUUGGCUUGGCACACGAGGAUCUCUCCUAUGCUUACUACGUGCACGAGUACAGCACGGGAAAUUUCCAAUGCGCCCGCGAACAUGUAGAAAAAGCUGUCGAUAUUAUGAAAGAUCUUGUGCCCAGUGAUCAUCUGAUGCUUGCAUCAGCAAAACGUGUCAAGGCGCUACUCCUCGAAGAGAUAGCACUUGAUAAAAUGGCUGCCAAUGGGGUGGACGAGGAUGGGUUACUAAAGCAAUCGGAAGAAUUGCACAAAUGUGCAUUGCAGCUAUCGCUCGAUGUGUUUGGCGAAAUGAAUGUACAAACUGCCAAACAUUAUGGUAACCUCGGCAGGUUAUACCAAACAAUGAGUAGAUUUGAGGAAGCAGAACAAAUGCAUCAAAAGGCAAUUAAAAUAAAAACCGAAUUGUUGGGACCCUAUGACAAUGAGGUUGGCCUGUCCAUAGGUCACUUAGCUUCCUUAUAUAGUUAUCAAAUGAAAAAAUACCGUGAAGCCGAAGAGCUGUAUUUGCGUAGCAUUGAAAUAAGCCUACGAUUAUUUGGCAAAUCAUACUCAGGGCUUGAGUAUGAUUAUCUAGGUUUGUGCCAUGUGUAUGAUACAUUGCGGGAAUUCGAGAAAUACUUGAAAUAUGCGUCAAUAUUGGAAAAUUGGCAAAUGUUGCGUGGCGAAAAUAGUAUGACAAAUAAACCAACAUAUCCUGAUACCAGUGAAGACAUAUCUUUGGAAGAGGUGAAGGAACAAUUUUUCGAAAUGAGCACACAAGUAACUAAAUGAAAUCCACAAUAACAACAACAUCAACAAAAAAAAACUACACCCAAAGACCUGAAACUCAAAGUAUAAUAUACUCUGCCUAGAAAACCA